Messenger RNA from Ostrinia furnacalis (Asian corn borer), 767 nucleotides. Its product is annotated as choline O-acetyltransferase-like. Gene Ontology annotation, biological process: acetylcholine biosynthetic process; neuromuscular synaptic transmission. The record is from RefSeq and is a predicted model, not a curated record. Bases 1 to 615 code for a protein of 204 amino acids. Gene Ontology annotation, cellular component: neuron projection; cytoplasm. The transcript is spliced from 4 exons. Lineage: Eukaryota; Metazoa; Arthropoda; Insecta; Lepidoptera; Crambidae. Gene Ontology annotation, molecular function: choline O-acetyltransferase activity.
AUGAAGGGGAUGUACGGCUACCUCGUCUCCACCUACGAGUCUGCCUCCUUACGGCGUUUCCGCAACGGUCGCGUGGACAACAUCAGGUCGGCGCACGACGCAGCCCUGGCCUGGGCCGCCGCCAUGUGCACGGCCGAGACUCCGCCCCUCGGAGACGCCGACGACGGCCAGAAGAAGGUCUCUUUUAACUUGUACGGGGAACAAAAGAAACUCGAGCUGUUCGAGGAGGCAGUCCGCAAGCAGACCUCCAUCAUGGAGGCCAACAUCCUGGGCCGCGGCAUCGACAACCACCUGUUAGGGCUGCGCGAGGCGGCGCGCGAAGCGCUGGGCUCGCUGCCGGCGCUCUUCACCGACCCCACUUACAAGCAGAUGAUCGAGUACAAACUCAGCACUAGCCAGGUGGCCACCACAACCGACGGCACAUUCAUGGGCUACGGCGCAGUGGUUCCAGACGGCUACGGCUGCAGCUACAACCCCAAGAAGGACUGCGUCAUCUUCUGCAUCUCCUCUUUUACCUCCUCCAGCGUCACCAACACCGAGGCCUUCAAGCAGUCGCUGGAGGAAGCCCUGGACUCAAUGAAACUGAUGUUCCAGAACAAAAAACCCGACAACUAAAACAACUAAGAUUUGGAAAAGUAUUGACACACUUAUGUGUCUUUUAAACAAGAUGAUCUCUUAUAUUUAAUGUUCGCACGAAAGAUAAGGAUAAGGAAAUGAAUACAUAUCAAGAAUUGACUAAAUUACACUUAGAAAAUGUAUGUCAAAUA